Messenger RNA from Amphibalanus amphitrite, 2607 nucleotides. RefSeq names its product silk gland factor 1-like. The transcript has 2 exons. The record is from RefSeq and is a predicted model, not a curated record. Bases 261 to 1526 code for a protein of 421 amino acids. NCBI's taxonomy places the organism in Eukaryota, Metazoa, Arthropoda, Thecostraca, Balanomorpha, Balanidae. Gene Ontology annotation, molecular function: RNA polymerase II cis-regulatory region sequence-specific DNA binding; transcription factor binding; protein domain specific binding. Gene Ontology annotation, biological process: anatomical structure morphogenesis; regulation of transcription by RNA polymerase II; cell differentiation.
GUUGGGCAUACACCCAGAGACAACGCGGAGCACUUGAUUGUACAACUUGGCUAAACAGCCAAGUUACACAUGCGGCUGUUUGGUGUUUCAAUUAUACGAGCCUGUCGCGACAACAGCUGUGAUCAACAGGCAACAGAGUGCCACGCGUGUUUGCAGUGAUAAUAGUGAAAUCAAAUCACGCCGCGGCUAAAGUGGAUCAGUGAUCGCCGGACAGUGCCAGGACGUCCCCGUGAGCCGCGCGCCGCCGCCUCAGCAGCGCCAUGAUGCACUCCGGAGGCACCAUGAACAACACCGCCAUGGCCAGCUACCCGAUGCAGAACAACAUGCACAUGUCCUACCCGCAGCCGCAGAGUCUGCAGAGCUACAACAGCAUGGGCGGCAUGGCCGUCAACGGCAACUACCCGCCGCCUGCCUCGAUGGCGAGUAUGACAUCGUUCAGCAGCAUGGCCCCCGCCCAGCAGAUCGGUAUGAACAGUUCGUGUAUGACGGGUCUGGGCGGCGUCGGCGGCCUGGCGCCGAGCCUGAGUCCGUACAGCCGCGAGCUGACCGGGUCACCACACUCGCCGGUCGGCAGUGCCCUGCAGAGAGCGCGCAACGACAAGACGUACCGGCGCAGCUACACGCACGCCAAGCCGCCCUACAGCUACAUCAGCCUCAUCACCAUGGCCAUCCAGAACUCGCCGCAGAAGAUGCUGACGCUGAGCGAGAUCUACCAGUUCAUCAUGGACCUGUUCCCGUUCUACCGGCAGAACCAGCAGCGCUGGCAGAACUCGAUCCGCCACUCGCUAUCGUUCAACGACUGCUUUCUCAAGGUAAAUGUGCCGCGGACACCGGACAAGCCCGGCAAGGGCAGCUUCUGGGCGCUGCACCCCGAGUCGGGCAACAUGUUCGAGAACGGCUGCUACCUGCGCCGCCAGAAGCGCUUCAAGGACGAGAAGAAGGAGGCGGUACGGCAGGCGGCGCGCGCCAUCACCCACUCGGGGGAGGCCGCGCCGGGCUCGCGCUCCAAGAAGGAGCGAGCUGAGGUGAAGAAGGAAGCGGCGGCGGCGGUGGGCGCGGGCGCGGCGGCCGGCGGGGGGCCUCCGGUCAGCGGCGGCGGCCCACUGACCCCGUCCGUGUCCUCGCCGCUGGGCAGCACGGCCCCUCCGUCCUGUCAAACCACACACACCGCGCACCUGGAGCCGGCCCCCAAACUGGAGCCAGCACCAGCUGGUGAGGAGGCGCACCACCAGCACCCGGGGCAGCACCAGCACCAGCUGACCGACUACUACGGCGGACCGCCGCCGCCGCUGCCGCCCCACCUCAAACAGGACCCCUACAAGGACGUCUACAAGGACCCGCACUACAACCCCUUCUCGAUAAACAAUAUCAUGGCUAACGAGAACAAGGGCGCGCCGGCGGACAAGUUUGUGUACGACCUACCGACGCAGUACGGCGGGUACGGCAUGGCCUACGCGCCGCCGUCCAGUCUGCCGCCGGAGCCCUACUACUACCAGCCGCUCCACUCAUCCAACGCUCUUCUGUGAUCGGAGCAGCUGCGGCCCUGAACCUCCCCUUCCCCCCCCCCCGCGCCUAGUGUCGGGCGACCGCCAGCGCGCCGGGCGUGCGUGCGUGCGAGCGUGUGUUGUUACAGUGGCCGAGAGGGCGCCUGGGUCAGUGUGUUGUUAUUACUGUUGUGAUGUGCUUUUCCCGGCCCGUGCAGCGGCAACGUGCGCCGGCAGGACCGGCCGUGGGGUGCCGAAGGCCAGUGACCCGAGCUGGUGAAGUGGUCAUUGGGGGAUAUCUGGGUCACACGAGGUCAGUAUCUUGAAGAUGUGGUCACAAAACCAGCACACUGUCUCAUGCCUUCAGCGGGAAGGAGCAGCCGGUGCCGCUCCGUCCUGACUGCAACCCGUGCAGCUGGGUGUGACCUCGACCCUGACCUGACCUGACCUCAGGCGCCCGCCGCCGUCCCGGUCAGGUCAGGGCCUGCCGACCAAGCCUCCGCACCGAAGAGGCAGUGUGAUCGAAAUGUUCGUGCUUUGCUUAGGGUAGUGGAUGGUAACGUUGAUCGCCGGGUGCUACCUCUGAGGUCACAGAGGUCACUGGGGUCACCCGGGUCACCGCAGAGGUCAGAGGUCAGUGGAAGGCCGCUAGGUACAAGCUAGGGCUCUGGAAACACCAGAGCUGAGUAUUACUGUGACACAUAUCUUAGUUGUCGAUGCUUUUUAUUGUGCCAACGCAGCAGAGGAGCAUUGGAAUGCUUUUGCAGCCGUGUAGAAUAAGUUUCUUGUGUGAGUUUUAACUUGUUUGAAUUUUAUCAGAGGAAGGUUUGGCCGUUGGUUUUGGCCUUUUCUCGAACCCGAACAAUACAUUCCAGUAUCAUACCAACUUCAGUAUUGCCAUUUUGGAUUGUGUUUCUGUUAUGUACUUUGACGCCAUUUCAUGUUGCAUAUGAUUUUAUAUCGCAGUGUUUUUAUUUUGUACACCAAACUUUGCUACAUGUCAAUGUUUUUUUGCAGCUUAUGCCUUCUAAUAACUACUUAAUUGUGUGAAUAUGUGUUGGUAAAUUUUACAUAUAUGAAGUGCGACUGUCGUCCAAUCAAGAAUAAAAUAUUAAUAAAAGUA